CCUUUCCCUCUUGUACUUUAAGUCGAAAACCGGAUGCUUCAGACUAAUAGUCUUAUGCAUAUUCCAGGGAAGAAGCAACCAAAAAAGGGGGCCUUAUAAGGGUAACGGCCUGUAUAUGGGGUUCUAUGCGGUUUUCACGGUCGUGUUGUAACUUAACACGAACGCGCCAACAGAUAGCCCACGAAUACAGCUUACAGUUAACUAGGCACAGGCUGGUAUUCGUGACAAGAACAAGGCCACCAUUCGCAUAGUGAUAGAUUAUUUCUUAAGAAUAAAUUGUUGCAAUCAGGUUAGAGUGCCAACAGGUUUUAAAAGCUUCUCACUACUACUAAAACUAAACACACUUAAAGAGGAAAUUAAAUACAAGCCUUUAAAUACAUACAGAAGCAACUGGGAUGAGCUGAAUCAAAUGAAUCCCAGUAAAUAAUCCCAGCAAUAAUGACCGCUCAGACAUAUUCACGCGACUUUCAGUGAUUUCUGGUUUGACGUCUGAUGAUAAAAAAAUCAGUAGAGUAAAAAAUUGACAGCUAGUGACCAAGGUCCUAGUCACAGUUAUAACAUGGUAUGAGGAUGGUUAUAGAUAUAAUAGAAAGUCCGCCCGACUCCGCUUUGUGAAUUAAUAAUAAUAAAUACGAGGCCCCAGCAUAUUCAAACCAAUACUAUAUUUUCUGAAGAAAGAAUGAAGAAUGAUUACUUCAUGAAAAGACACAGCAUUCCUACACGAGAACUUUUCCCCCGAAUUCAAUUUAAAAAACAAAGUUGUCGACAAGAAAAGUCGAAAAGCUUAUUUCUUAUAUGGUAUUGGAUGCGCUUAGAAUUACCAAACCAAAAUAGAUAAACCGUAUUACACGGCUGAGAGCAACGUAAAGCUGAAACUGUUUCCCACCUCCCAAGAGCUCGACGCUUCAACGAGAUUACAAAAAAAUCCCGAUUCCAUUUGUUUAGUUUUUCUGGAUUUUUCGAAAAGGAGUCACACCAUUGAAGGUUUUUGAGUAGGCUAUUAUGGAACAUUCAACGAUAGUUUCGUUCAAAUCUGAGCUCUUUCGACGUCUCGUCAUGAGAUUAUAGGGGUCACUUCUGAUUUUGAUAGAUUGAAAAAACAAAAAAAAAAGCAGGAAGGAUCAAGGAUUUGUUUUUUAUUUUGACAAAGACAAGUUUUUGAUAAAUACCGCUAGGUGUCUUUAGCCGAUAGUACAGCCGUUACUCGUUAGAGAGAGCUCAGUAAAAAUAAGUUUCGUCUGCCCACCCAAAGCUUCUUUUGACUUUUCUGAGUUCUAAUAGAUACACGUGGUAAUCUAUCUUAAGUAACAAUGGAAGUCAGUAACCAAACAAAGUCUAGCAGUGAUUUUGUAAAAGUGCCUAAACGCAAAGCUGCGAAACGCAAAGCUAUUCAGCCUGAAAAUGCGGAGAAAAAUGAAAGUACAUCAAUGGAGGUGUCGGAAGAGACUGCUGUGGAUAGACCCGCCUUCCCCCCUAUCAAGAGAGAAAAGUUGGAGAACGGAGUCGAAAUACGUAAAAUAUCUGUGCCUGCUCACAGAUAUUCUCCAUUGAAAGAAAAUUGGAUGAAACUUUUUACUCCUAUUGUUGAACAUCUUCAUCUUCAAAUCAGGUUCAAUUUGAAGAAUCGCCAAGUUGAGCUUCGAACAUGCAAGGACACUAAAGAAAUAGCAAAUGUUCAAAAGGCUGCUGAUUUCGUGAAGGCUUUCAUCUGUGGGUUUGAAGUAGAAGAUGCAUUGGCUCUGAUUCGUCUUGAUGAUCUCUUUGUUGAUUCUUUUGAGAUCAAAGAUGUCAAAUCAUCUCUUAAAGGUGACCAUUUGAACAGAGCAAUUGGAAGAUUGGCAGGAAAGGGUGGUCGGACAAAAUUCACCAUUGAAAACGUAACGAAGACAAGAAUUGUUUUGGCUGAUCAGAAAAUUCAUAUUCUUGGUUCAUACCAAAACAUUCAGAUUGCUAAAAGAGCUAUUUGUAAUCUUAUUUUGGGCUCCCCUCCUUCUAAAGUUUAUGGUAAUUUGAGAGCCGUUGCUAGUAGGUCAUCUGAUCGUUUCUAAAGACUUGUUACACUGUACAAAACAGACUAUUGGCAUUUUCCAAUACACUUCAAUGAACUCAUGGUA
Daphnia pulex (common water flea) is the source of this 2114-nucleotide messenger RNA. RefSeq names its product RNA-binding protein PNO1-like. The transcript has 3 exons. The coding region runs from base 1311 to 2048 and encodes 245 amino acids. Gene Ontology annotation, cellular component: nucleolus. Gene Ontology annotation, molecular function: RNA binding. Lineage: Eukaryota; Metazoa; Arthropoda; Branchiopoda; Diplostraca; Daphniidae. The record is from RefSeq and is a predicted model, not a curated record.